ACUGAGAGAGUCAAUGAGUCCACGAAAUGUAGUGAUGAGAUGAUGCCAUCUAAAUCACCCCCGACUAUGAAAUAGUGUGCUCCGGGUGUAAAACAGGCCUCUCCUCUCUUGUUUAGCAAUUGUUGUGCAGUUGUUUAGUUGAGAGUCGUGUAUGUGUUGUCUGUGAGGCAAAUGCUUUGAACAGUUGAGAGUCUCUGUUGAAUGCAUACCAAAGCCAUGGCUCAUGAGUUGUAGUAAUACUCGUCUAAAGGACUGACACAGCAGUGAACCACUGAUUCACAGUAACUCUCUAUAUAUUAUAUGCUUAGGUGUACUCACUAUUGCCGAUACACACGGCUUCUGCAUUACUAAAAGCACUCAUACCUAUUGGUUUGGCACCACUAAUACUAGUGCUGUAAUACCAGUGCUCUGUUGACUGACUUGUGAAGAGUUCUCUGGAAAAACAAGCGCUUAAUUGAAUCCAUUAUCAGAAGAAAUUCACAUAUAUUUAUAAGACUUUAAAACUAUUAUAACAGCGACCAUCACAACCAUCACAACCAUCACAACCAUCACUACUAUCACAACCAUCACUAUCAACCAUCGCAUCCAAAAACAGUGAACCACUACUUCUUGUGCUACCCUUUUCACUGGCAAUAAAAGAUUCAACAAAAAAAUCAGUCAAUAGGACACAACAAACAUUAGUGCAUAUAUACAACACAUCCCUGUUUUACCCGUUUUUGCCAUCGUUUGAAUCAUUUAUUCGACAGUAAAUUUUCACUUACUCUCUCUGGUUAUAUCAUAUAUCAACAUAAGUUGUCUCCAUAUCUUUUAAGUAGUAGUUUUAUUGUGUCAAUACUUCCGCAUACAUGUGGACAUGCAUGCCUUAAGACCGGCGCGUUCACUACCGUCACUGUCUGGGAGGCGAUCCAGUUAUCACCAUCACUAUCAUCAUCAGUCAUCCAUCAACUUAAUCAACUCAAGUCCACAGUUUUAUUUCACACCAAUUAUGCCCCGAAAGAUGAUUGCAAAAGUUUUACAAUUUAUAUUUUUUGUCAUUUUGAUGGUAACUGUUAUAAUAAAUAUAUUGUUUAUUGUGGACACUACUCAACGUCUGCGAAAUGAAUCUAAAAUUAAUGCUGACGAUUCCUCAGCAAACAACGUCAGACCUAAUAGUCUUAAACUACAGGAGAGCCAAAACAGAGUACUCAAAGUGGAAGUACUGUCGAGUCAGUCAAAAGUUUCAGUCAUUGUGGACGGAACUACUAUAUUAGACGACUCGGAUGAAAACAAGGGAAGAGGCAUACAUGUGCUGGUUCUUCACCAGUCGACCGGAUCCGUUAUGGCUCAGCGUCUCUUUGAUACAUACUCUCCCCAUGAAGAUGAAGCCAUGUCUUUGUUCCUAUCGAUGAUCACAGACGGGAGGAUUAUCAUAAUGGCUAUAAAAGACGAGGGGACUUUUCAAAUGAAACAAUCGUCACGUGAUGUGCUUAAGAGGUUAGGCUCACAGAAAUCACAGCAAAUCGGUUGGCGAGACAUGUGGGCAAUGGUUACUCAAAAAGGUGGCAAAAUGUUAGCCGAGAGUUACAGCCGAUCGCCUGAGUUUAACAGUUGGGGCGCACCAGUUGUCUUGCGGGUCGAAAUCGGAUUGAGUUCUGCUUCUGAAAGUGAAUGCAAUUGGAGUGAUAGUGAAGAUAACACAAGACGUAAAAAUUUUUGUUCGCAUAUUGAGGGCUAUGGAAGUGUCUGUAGUUGUUUAGAACCGGCGCCGUUGACUCUGAGCGGACCCAUCAACCACUCACUUCCCAUAUCACAAGUUCCGGUCGCUAUUGUGGCUUCCAAUCGACCCCAUUAUCUCUACAGAAUGUUGAGGUCAUUAUUGUCUUCCUCGGGAUGCAAUCCAUCAAUGAUUACUGUAUUCAUUGACGGCUAUUUUGAAGAGCCAUUAGAAGUAACAAAACUGUUUGGUUUGAGAGGCAUUCAACACACACCUAUCGGUGUCGGUAAUGCUCGCAUUAGUCAACAUUAUAAGGCUAGUCUAACGGCCACUUUUAAUCUGUUCCCUGACUCUCAAUAUGCUAUUAUAUUAGAAGAAGAUUUGGAUGUUUCUCCUGAUUUUUUCUCUUAUUUUUCUCAAACAAUGAAACUUCUUGAUGAAGACGAGUCAAUAUAUUGUAUUAGCGCUUGGAAUGAUCAGGGAUAUGAACAUACCAGUGCUGAUCCGGCAUUACUCUACAGAGUUGAGACAAUGCCCGGUUUAGGUUGGCUUUUGAGCCGUAAACUCUAUAAACAACAGUUAGAGCAGAGUUGGCCCACACCUGAAAAGUUAUGGGAUUGGGAUAUGUGGAUGCGUUUACCUGAUAUUAGACGUCAACGCGAAUGCAUUGUUCCCGAUGUCUCGCGAACCUAUCAUUUUGGCUCUUCAGGCCUUAAUAUGAACUCCUAUUUUCAAGACAUUUAUUUUAAGAAACAUGCCUUCAAUACGAUGCCUGACAUUAAACUAAAAGAUAUCGAUAGUGUCAAAAAAGACAAUUACGAGCGUCUCAUUCAUAACCUAUUGAGAAAAGCCAUAGUCGUUGACCACAGCAAGAGUCCGUGCGAACAGUCCUUUAUACCAAAUACCAGAGGCCAGACAUAUGUGGUAUUCAUACGUAUGAUAACACCCAAAGACUACGCCACGUGGCUGGCAGUGGCCAAGUGUUUCAAGAUAUGGGAUUUGGAUCCCCGCGGAUAUCACAACUCAAUGUGGAGGUUCUUCUAUAAGCAGAACCAGAUUUUGGUGGUUGGCGUACCCAACAGUCCCUAUUCAUCAUUCAAACCAUCGCACGUAACGCCUAUCUAUUUGGAAGACAAGAAAAUUGAUGUCAAUAGACUUAAAUGAUAUAAAAAUAGAUAUACUCUAUAAUUGUUUUUAAUUAACUGUUAAA
This is a messenger RNA of Oppia nitens, 2903 nucleotides long. Its product is annotated as protein O-linked-mannose beta-1,2-N-acetylglucosaminyltransferase 1-like. The record is from RefSeq and is a predicted model, not a curated record. Bases 854 to 2857 code for a protein of 667 amino acids. Lineage: Eukaryota; Metazoa; Arthropoda; Arachnida; Sarcoptiformes; Oppiidae. Gene Ontology annotation, cellular component: Golgi membrane. The transcript is spliced from 8 exons. Gene Ontology annotation, molecular function: beta-1,3-galactosyl-O-glycosyl-glycoprotein beta-1,3-N-acetylglucosaminyltransferase activity. Gene Ontology annotation, biological process: protein O-linked glycosylation via N-acetylgalactosamine.